AUGCUUCGACACGCUCAGCACCGUGAAGAUGCUGAAAAAGUCCGAGAUCGCUUGCAUAGAACAGCACCCGAUCGUCAACAAGUAGUUCUCUUGGAUAUGGAACGACAACGAAUGAAUCAAAUCUAUGACCGCCGACUUCAAAUCGAUAUGACUGGCCCAGGAGGUCUACAUCGGCAAUACUCAAAGGCAUUACAACGUCUCAAAACUCACGAACAAGAUAUUAAACAAGACAAGCUCAAUCAAACUAGAAUGUCAUUACCUUCGAUCAAUCAACUUUCGUUAUUCUAUCGAAAUCAGAAACACUGUCUCCCGUCUAUUACCGAAGAAUACUCAUCAUUACCGCAAAUCGAAAGAUCCCAGCCGAAUCCACGACAUUCGCUGACAAGCAAUUCUCCUCCAAAUUCUUCACGUCAUACAAAACCAGUUCAAACACGAUCUUCGAUGAGUAAAAUCAAGUCUAAUGUCAAAUAUUCUCAUUUAUUGUGGAAAAAAUCGUUUCAACAAGUUAUCGCACAAACUAGCGAUGAUCGUCCAUAUCUUCAAAAUCAUGCGCGUCUAAUGAAGCAAGAGAAACGAUCGGUCGAACGAAAACUAAAAGAUUUUCUUCAUUAA
Molecule: messenger RNA, 612 nt
Organism: Adineta ricciae
Lineage: Eukaryota; Metazoa; Rotifera; Eurotatoria; Adinetida; Adinetidae
Source: the annotation of a GenBank genome assembly